GUGUGCAAUUUGAAAUGGUGUUCACACUCUGGUUGGGGCCUCUGAUACUGGCCUCAGCUUUUGCAUGGACAGUGGCAGCAUUCCAAGGGUGUGAUUUUUCUCAAGGGAAAUGGGUCAUUGAUGAACCUUCCCUCCACCCUCUCUAUGAUCCCUCAAGGGACUGUCCCUUCAUUGGCCAAGGAUUUGAUUGCUUGAGAAAUGCCAGGCCAGAUAAGGACUACCUUAAGUAUAGAUGGCUGCCCUCAACUUGUGAACUUCCAAGGUUUGAUGGAAGGAAGUUUUUGGAGAGCAACAAAGGAAAGAAGAUAAUGUUUGUGGGGGACUCCAUAAGUAACAACAUGUGGCAGUCACUUACUUGUUUGCUUCACAAUGCAGUCCCAAACUCAAGCUACACCUUAACAAGUCAAACACCGGAACUUUCUGUAUUCUCAUUCCCGGAAUAUGGAGCUUCAAUCAUGUGGUUGAAAAAUGGGUUCCUAGUGGAUUUGGUUUAUGACAAAGAAAAAGGGAGGAUUUUGAAAUUGGACAGCAUUAGCUCUGGGGACCAGUGGAAAGGAGUGGAUGUUUUGAUUUUCAACAGUUACCAUUGGUGGACUCACACUGGAAAGUCUCAAACAUGGAAUUACUUUGAAGUGGGUGGGAAAUUGAUCCAGGACAUGGAUCACUUGGAAGCUUUCAAGAUUGGGCUGAGCACUUGGGCUAAAUGGGUUGAUUCUAACAUUGAUACAUCAAAGACUAGAGUCUUGUUUCAGGGAAUUGCUGCUUCCCAUGUUGACAAAACGGGGUGCCUAAGGAAAACUAAACCAGAUGAAGGAACAAUGGCACCAUAUCCUGGUGUGGACAUAGUGAAGAGUGUUCUAAGUAACAUGACAAAGCCUGCGCAAUUGCUUGACAUAACUCUGCUCACACAACUGAGGAGGGAUGGUCACCCCUCUAUCUACACAGGACGAGGCACUUCUUUUGAUGACUGUAGUCAUUGGUGUCUGGCUGGUGUUCCUGAUGCAUGGAAUGAAAUAUUGUAUGCUCUUCUGCUUGGAAAUUAGCAUCUUCAUCCUAUUAAUUUAUGUUACCCUUAUUAUUAUUUAUUGCCCUUGAGGAUAUAGGGCUCCCAUAAAUUUGAGUAUGAGCUUCUAAUAACAUUGAAAAUAUUCAUUUUCUCAAACCAAUAAGAAAAUGUAGAUGUAUUAAUGUUACUUUACAGCCCCUAAAAUGCAAAUAUUACUUUAGCAGUAUUGCAAGAAUGGCAUGGGAAUGUAUCUAAUAAUUUCGCAGUUUAUUUUUUUUAAUUUUGUUUUUACAACAAACU
Messenger RNA from Cajanus cajan (pigeon pea), 1306 nucleotides. Its product is annotated as protein trichome birefringence-like 42. The record is from RefSeq and is a predicted model, not a curated record. Lineage: Eukaryota; Viridiplantae; Streptophyta; Magnoliopsida; Fabales; Fabaceae. Gene Ontology annotation, molecular function: O-acetyltransferase activity. Gene Ontology annotation, cellular component: Golgi apparatus.